AUGCGCGAGUUCAUGAGCUACGUGCAGAGCGCGUUCUACGAGGCGACUGGCUGGAACCGCGACAACUCGUACUCGUCACUUAACGCAACUGCAGAUGCACUCCUCAACUUCCCGACGCCGCAAGGCCUCCGCCUUACCCUCUCCUCCCUCGCGACCCCUCACUUUGCGACGUCGUACCAGCUCGGCUCCGUAGGCGUCGUCGACGGCUCCAUCUCCUACUUGUACUCAUCUGUACCCCUCCGCGCGAACCUCACACCGCAAUCCGAUGCCAUCCCCCCGGCCGCCGCCUCACUGCUGUACGGCCGUCUCUACCUCCCCGAGUCGAUGCUUGAAGCGCUCGUUGUCAAACGAGUAUCUCCUGCGCUGCAGCUUCAACUCAGUGCUGUGUCGGGGAAGUUCCUGCGCAACGGCGGCACACUUCUAGGGUUGGCUCAAUACGAUGUCGGCAGGUACGCCGUCGAGGGUCUCGCUUCGUCGGACGGUGGCCUUCUGGGCUUCCGAGGCCUCUACAACUUUGGAGGGGAUGCAGAGAAUAACCAGCCGUCACAGCUACGGUCGACCGGCCGGUUAAAUGGGAAGCCGAUUGGGUUCGGCGACGACGCGAAGGAGCGCAUCUACGGGCGUUUCAGCGCCGGCGGGGAAAUCUACUACGGCACACUGAACAAGUCCGGCGGUGUCAGCCUCGGGGGUCGUUUCGCCACGUUGCCGGAGCACCGAGGGACGCCUUUGACGGCGACAUUGACGCUGAACCCCCUGAUGGGCAACAUUAGCGCCAGCUACGCUGUUGUGGCAGGCAAACACUGCAGCCUUGCGACUCGCAUGGACUUCAACGUGUACAGCUACGAGAGUGACUGGUCCGUGGGCAUGGAGCUGUGGCGCAAGAACCUGACCCGCAACAUCGAGCCCGCGCUCUCGGCUGAGAGUUUUGUCAAAAAGGAGCGGAGUUUCCAGGCGAAGCUGGAGUGGAGGCUGGACGAGCCCGAUACCCAGUCCGAACUUGAGAAGCCGAGGCCCGUCGUUGUCGAGGAGGAACGGAAAGAGAAGCCGAAGGACCGCAGUUUCCAGGCAAAGAUGGAGUGGAGAUUGGACGAUCCUGCGCUGGAUGAGACAGAACCGGCGGAUCCCAGCACGGCGCAGGCGAAGGGCGUAGACGAAUACGGCAGUGUCAUCAAGGCACGGUUGGACCAGAACAUGAAGAUUGGUGUCUUGUGGGAGGGAAGGGUCAAAUCUCUCCUGUUCAGCCUCGGCAGCGCCAUCGAUUUGCGCAAGCUUGACUCGCCGUUCCGCACAUUAGGAGUGGAAAUACAGUUCUCGUCAUGA
Colletotrichum spaethianum is the source of this 1320-nucleotide messenger RNA. RefSeq names its product mitochondrial distribution and morphology protein 10. The transcript is spliced from 3 exons. NCBI's taxonomy places the organism in Eukaryota, Fungi, Ascomycota, Sordariomycetes, Glomerellales, Glomerellaceae. The record is from RefSeq and is a predicted model, not a curated record. The coding region runs from base 1 to 1320 and encodes 439 amino acids. Gene Ontology annotation, biological process: establishment of mitochondrion localization; phospholipid transport; protein insertion into mitochondrial outer membrane. Gene Ontology annotation, cellular component: SAM complex; ERMES complex.